AUGGUCGCUUUCCCUCGUGCUGCGCUACCGCGGCUCUCCGUCGCCCGACGCUCUAUCUCCUUAUGUCGACACAUCCACUCGUCGCCGUUCAGAUCCGCCGUUGCCCACCCCGUCACUGCUCAUGGCCCUCCUCCCAAAGCUCCUACUACGCCAGAGCGAAAGGAUCCCUCAGGCUUGAACGAUGCCAGCUCCACAAUUGUCGAAUCUGAAGAGCGCAAAACCCCCAAGCUCACCGAUGCGCUCAAGAAACGCUUCUGGAAGGAUGUGCAUGUACAUGGAAAGCCAGAUGAAUAUCAGGUCCUGCUCGACAAGCGACCCGUGCGAACACCAACUAAAGCCAUCCUCUCCAUCCCCUCUACAAAGCCUCAUCUCGCCCACGCCGUCGCCCUGGAAUGGGAUGUGAUGACCUCCGCCCAGCAGGCUCUCAAAAGCCACCUCAUCCCCAUGACCUCCCUUGCCGCCCGCGCCACCGAUAUCGCCCUCGAAGAUGCCAAGGGCGAUUCCACCACCCGAAACCAGAUUAUAACUACAGCCAUGCGCUACUUAGAUACCGAUACUCUUCUCUGCUGGGAGCCUGAGCGCGAGGUUCACGCAUUGGAUCGCAAACCCGAUGGAACGCCCCAUGAGAGCUUGCGCGAUAUCCAGACUCGGGUCGCCAAGGAUAUAAUGAGCGUUCUGUCUACAAAGGUGUGGCCUGGUCUUGAGAUUAUUCCCAUCCUGGACACCGAGAGCAUCAUUCCUCUUUCACAGCCCAAGGCGACUAAGGAGAGCAUCCGCACCUGGGUGUCUGAGCUGUCGGCACAUGAUCUGGCCGGAUUGGAGCGUGGUAUCCUUGCAUCCAAGAGUCUUCUUAUUGCAGUCCGUUUGUUGACCGAGUGGAGUGAGAACUUCCGUCACAUCCAGCGACCCCAGACGAAGAAGUUUGGUAUUGAAGAGGCGGCCGAGGCUGCUAACUUGGAGGUUACCUGGCAGACUGAUAAGUGGGGUGAGGUCGAAGACACCCACGACGUUGGCAAAGAGGAUAUGAAGCGUCAGUUGGGCAGCGUUGUGAUUUUGAUGGCUGUUGAGCCUGCCUUGCUUUGCAAGCACAAACGGUCCAAGAGCGCCAUAGCGCUUUCCCUUCUCCACCGGGACAAGUCCAGAGGCGAAGACAAAGAAGAGGACGAUACCAGCUCAGUCGUAUCCGGCUCGUCGAACGGUGCCUCCUUGAAACACACUCGCAGCAGCAGCCGCCACAACCGUCGCAAACAAGCCCAAGAGCCGAGCCCACACCCGCCCAUCCAAGAACACGCGGAGGAUAUGGACACAGUGGAGGAAAUGCCCUCGCUCUCUCAGAUGGAGACCGGCAGCAUGUCCCUCGAACAGUCUGUUCGCACAUUCCGACUUUUCGAGAUCCUCCGUACCGGCGACACCACCGCGAUCGCCAAGGCCAUCAAGGAGACGAAUGAUCCGCAGGGUGCGAAUGCUCUGAGCGGCACAACCAUCCUCCACUUGGCUCUGCAGUGUGCUGAACCCCAAGUCGUGGAAUAUGUUCUAUCUGCCGCGGAGGAGGGCGAUAUCAAUUCAAGGGAUCGGGAUGGAAACACACCCCUCCACAUCGCCGCCCAGUUGGGCCGGGGUCCGCUGGUUCGCGAAUUGCUGAACCGCCCGUCUAUCAAUGAUUCCAUUGUCAAUUACCGUGGUCAGACAGCGCUGGAUUUGGCCCGCACCCCUGAAAUCUUCCAGCAGCUCCAGCUUGCGCGAUCUUUGUUCAUCGACAGCAAGAACCAGGAGAUCCAGACUCUGAUUGCAAAUGCCGAUUAUAAAAACCUCGAAGCUCUGCUGGAAGAGCCGAGGGUAGAGGGGAUCAUGGAUGUGAACAGUUACGAGCUUGUGACUGAGCGGACCACGUCACAGUCUGGUGGUACUCUCUUGCACGAGGGCGCUAGAAAUAAGGAUGCGCAGCUUAUUGAGAUCCUUCUGACGCAUGGCGCGGAUCCUUUCCGUCGUGAUAAGAAGGGGAAGCUACCGCAGGAUGUUACUAAGGAUGAUAAGACGCGUGCUCUUUUGAAAAGAUCUCCUGCUGCUGUGAUUGCUCAGCGAGGAAUCCAGGAAAAGGCUAUUCUUGGAAACACGAAUGCGCAAGGCCUUGCUGGUCGUGUUUCAAUCGGCGAUGCACCAUUGGGAGGCAAGGAUGCGAGAGAGAUGAGAGGUUAUCUUAAGAAAUGGACUAAUUAUACAACCGGAUACAAGCUGCGCUGGUUUGUCCUGGAAGAUGGAGUUUUGAGUUAUUACAAGCAUCAAGAUGACGCGGGCUCUGCCUGUCGUGGUGCCAUCAACAUGAAAAUCGCCAGACUGAACAUGGAUGCUCAGGAUAAAACACGCUUUGAGAUUCACGGAAAGUCCUCGGUGAAGUACCAUCUCAAAGCCAACCACGUCGUGGAGGCAAAGCGGUGGUUCUGGUCUCUCAAUAAUGCCAUCCAGUGGGCCAAGGAUGAGGCAAAGGAGGAAGAGAGGCAACGGUCAAAGAAUGCAGAAGUGCUCCGUCAGGCUAAGAUUGAUCAGACGGAAGGUCGUCCCACAGACACCCCCUCUGAAUCUGGACUUUCUCACAAGCCCAGCACUAAGGGUCUUGCUCCCCCGUCUUUGGGAGGGGCCAGCAGCUCUGGCACCAGGCUGAGCACAUAUGCAUCGCGCACCACUCUCGAUAUUCCAGCUGGAGACGAGGACAGCUCCACAUACGGAGGCUCCUACGACCAGAGCAACGCCCCUAACGACAUGAACCGUGUAAUUAGUCACGUAACGACCGCGAACGAUGGAGAAGGCGAUGACGAGGAAUUCAUUGACUAUGGCUCCAGCCAUGAAAACGACAUGCCCGCCGCCGAUAAAGAUGCUUUGAACAUCACCGCACAAUCUGCGAAGCUUCAAUUGGACCUUCUCGCUAACGUCACUGCAUCUCUGCAGGCGGAGAAGGCUAAAAACCCCGACAUGACUAUCGCGGAUCCCGCUCUCGAGCAAGCCCUUGGUGCAUACGAGGCUGCGGUAAGCAGUCUCAAGGGCCUAGUGCAGAACCUCCUGAAGAUCUCUCGCGACCGAGACUCUUACUGGCAAUCUCGCCUUGGUCGCGAGGAAUCUAUUCGCCAGAUGUGGGAAGAGAGCAUGGCACGUGUUGCUCGCGAGCACGAGGAGCUGCAAUCGAAGAUGGGCGAGUCCGAGGAAAAGCGGAAGCGCACGAAGAAGGCUCUCAAGGAGGCUUUGGAGAGCGCAACCGGCAGCACUCGUUCUGUGGGCGGCGCUGUGCCAUCCCAGGUUCAAACUGAGAACCCAAGCCUCGAGGUCAGUCAGGUUGAAGUCGGUGAUUCCGAGGCUGCUGAAGCGGAGCAAGCUGCCCAGCAACCAUCGGCGAAGCCGGCUCUUAGUCGCAACGCCUCCACCUACUCUAAGAUGAGUAGCCUUUGUGACUCAGAGUCGGAUGGAGAGGAGUUCUUUGAUGCUAUUGAUGCUGGUGAAAUAGAAGUAGAGGAUUUCAACAAGGUUGAGGGAAACAAGAUAGAAGAGCCUAAAGAUGGGACUGCUGAGCUCCGAGCUGUCAAGUCAACCGUGAUUGCACCUUCGUUCAAGGGUUACGAGGAGCCAGUGAGACAGCGACUCAAGAUGGACGCUGAUGAUCGACCCAAAAUCUCUCUCUGGGGUAUCCUCAAAUCUAUGAUUGGAAAGGACAUGACCAAGAUGACUCUUCCCGUGUCCUUUAACGAACCCACCUCACUGCUUCAGCGUGUGGCCGAGGACCUCGAGUACACCGACCUCCUUGAUAUUGCUGCCGACCGCACCGAUUCCAUGGAACGUCUGGUGUACGUGGCUUCCUACGCCGCUAGUGAGUAUGCCUCGACGAUCGGUCGUGUGGCUAAGCCUUUCAACCCUCUUUUGGGUGAGACUUUCGAGUAUGUGCGUCCGGACAAGGGGUAUAGAUUCUUUGUGGAGCAGGUCAGCCACCACCCACCUAUUGGUGCUGCGUGGGCCGAGUCACCUAAAUGGGACUACUGGGGUGAAUCCUCUCUCAAGUCCAAAUUCUACGGCAAAUCCUUCGAUAUCAACCUGCUGGGUACAUGGUUCCUGAAGCUUCGUCCUUCAUCCGGCGGCGAAGAGCUCUACACCUGGAAGAAGGUAACAUCAUCGGUCAUCGGUAUCAUCACCGGUAACCCGACCGUUGACAACUACGGCCUGAUGGAAAUCAAGAACUGGACAACCGGCGAAGUCUGCUACCUCGACUUCAAGCCUCGAGGCUGGAAGGCCUCAUCCGCCUACCAAGUAACCGGCAAAGUCGUCGACAGCGAAGGCUCUCCGAAAUGGAGUAUCGGCGGCCGCUGGAACGACAAGAUUUACGCUCGCCACACCCCAGGCUUCGAAGCAGCCGUCUCCGGCCAAGACCCCGAGUCCGCUAAGACAUUCCUUGUCUGGCAGGCCCAUGAGCGUCCCACCGGCGUGCCCUUCAACCUGACCCCCUUCGUCAUCACUCUAAACGCUCUGCCUGAGGGCCUGAAGGACUGGCUUCCUCCCACGGAUACCAGACUUCGUCCCGAUCAGCGUGCCAUGGAAGACGGCGAGUAUACUCUUGCUGCUGACGAGAAGCACCGCGUGGAAGAGAAGCAGCGUUCUAAGCGUAGAGAUCGCGAUACCAUGGGCGAGGUCUACUCGCCACAGUGGUUCGUCCGUGACCAGUGCCCGGUUACUGGUGAGGAAUUCUGGGCUCAUAAUGGAAAGUACUGGGAGUCCCGUGAUGCGCAGGACUGGAGCAGAUCAGAGGAUAUCUUCUGA
Penicillium brevicompactum is the source of this 4794-nucleotide messenger RNA. Its product is annotated as ATP12 ATPase F1F0-assembly protein. Lineage: Eukaryota; Fungi; Ascomycota; Eurotiomycetes; Eurotiales; Aspergillaceae. Gene Ontology annotation, cellular component: nuclear envelope; intracellular membrane-bounded organelle; cytosol. The record is from RefSeq and is a predicted model, not a curated record. Gene Ontology annotation, molecular function: sterol binding; protein binding. The transcript is spliced from 7 exons. Bases 1 to 4794 code for a protein of 1597 amino acids. Gene Ontology annotation, biological process: proton-transporting ATP synthase complex assembly; endocytosis; exocytosis.